AUGCACAAUGGUACCAAUGGUACCGUGGACCAAGCUCAAAUCGGUAAUAUUGUAAGUGCAAUACAAAUACUCAAGCAGAGAAGAUUCUAUGACGGAGUGGAUUGUAUUCCUGGGCAGUUCAAGUGUCUAUUAUUACCUAGGGCCAUAGAGUCUAGACUAGACUGUACGUCAGUACAGUUAUCUUCCUUCCAGAAACCAAGCAUGGGAAAGCGGAAGAAGUCCAGCAGACAGCCACAACAACCCAAGAAGAGGGAGCCUCUCCCAACGACAUUCCCAUGUCUAUUUUGUAACCAUGAAAAUUCUAUAGUGGUUAAACUUGAUAAGAAGUUGGGGUUAGGCAAUCUAUCGUGCAAGGUGUGCGGACAGCGCUUUCAAACAGGCAUUAAUUAUCUUUCUGCUGCCGUUGAUGUAUACUCCGACUGGGUUGAUGCUUGUGAUGCAGUCGCAAAAGAUACGGUAAACAAGUAUGAAGAACAUGGUGUUCAUGGUAUUCGUGCACAGGACCAUCAUGUUUCUCCAGAGCAGCCUGACUCCCUGACCCGUGUCGAUGAGGAUCGAUAUGCUAAUCUGGACCAAUAUUGA
This is a messenger RNA of Monascus purpureus, 582 nucleotides long. NCBI's taxonomy places the organism in Eukaryota, Fungi, Ascomycota, Eurotiomycetes, Eurotiales, Aspergillaceae. The record is from the annotation of a GenBank genome assembly.